AUGGGCGCUUUCCGAUUGGGCAGCCGCUACUUCGUGCACCCCUGGUUCGCUCUGGCUAUCGUUCCGCAGCUUCUGGUGCUCGCCAGGUAUGAGAAGCCUCCCUGCUCGGAGGGCGAGACACUUGCCAUUUUCCGUGGAAGGUCGCUGUGCGUCAGCGACUGCACCGGCGAAUCCGCUGAUGCAUCUGCAGAGUGCCCCCAAGAGAAGCCGAAGGAUACCUUUGGCAAGCCGGCGUGCUUCAUGGUCCCUGCACCGAAAGGGGACACCAGUCACCCGAGCAUGCGACAGCGCUAUUGCGGCAUCGAGUGCCGAGGCGACAGCUACUGUCCCCGUGGAAGCAAAUGCACGUUCAUAGACGUGAGUGCAGAAAUCGACGAGUAUGGCGAUGUGAAUCCCCUGGCGCGGAAUUACCCGCACCUGAUCUCGGACGACUUGCUGACUGGAGCAUCUUGA
Messenger RNA from Symbiodinium sp. CCMP2592, 453 nucleotides. The record is from the annotation of a GenBank genome assembly. NCBI's taxonomy places the organism in Eukaryota, Dinophyceae, Suessiales, Symbiodiniaceae.